CAGGAGCAAGCGCAGCAGCAACCCCCGCAGCGGCGGCAGCCUCAGCGCCAGGAGGCCAAGGCCAAGGCCAGGCUUUGCGCGGCUCUCGUAGUAGUAGCCGCGGCUCCGGCGGCUGCGGGGGCGCAGCUUCCUCCGACGGGGACCUUCUCCUCGGCAGCCGCGGGACCUCUCCUGCGCGCCCAGGGUCACGGUCCCCGAAGCCCGGCAGCGCGGCCCUCGUCCCUUCCCCGCCCCCGUCCGUCUCCUUCUAGCUCCCUUCAGCAGUCCUCCUCACCGCUGCCUCUGCCGUUCUUCAGGCGGCUCGGCCCGGCCAGCCCGCCCCGCGUCCCCUCCGGCCGGUGCCUCUUUCCCCCGGCGGGCUGCCUGCAUGUCUUUGCUGCCCUCAGCCCCGCCGCCACCGCCGCCACCGCCUCCCCCGCCGCCGCAGCACCAGCACCAGCCGCCCCGCCGCCGCCGCCGCCGUCGCCGCCCGGACCCCGGCGCGCUGAAUGCAGACUAAUAGGGAUGCCAAAGGAAAAAUAUGAUCCUCCAGAUCCUCGCAAAAUUUAUACCAUCAUGUCAGCAGAGGAGGUAGCCAAUGGGAAAAAAUCUCACUGGGCAGAAUUAGAAAUCUCGGGUAGAGUGCGGAGCUUAAGUACUUCACUUUGGUCAUUGACACACUUGACAGCGCUGCACCUAAAUGACAAUUACCUUAGUCGCAUUCCACCUGAUAUUGCCAAGCUUCAUAAUCUGGUUUACCUGGAUCUGUCAUCCAAUAAACUCAGAAGUUUACCAGCAGAACUAGGAAACAUGGUGUCUCUCAGGGAAUUGCUUUUAAAUAACAAUCUGUUACGGGUUUUGCCUUAUGAACUUGGUCGGCUCUUCCAGCUACAAACUCUAGGUUUGAAAGGCAAUCCUUUAUCACAGGAUAUACUCAAUUUAUACCAGGACCCAGAUGGAACCCGAAAGCUACUGAACUUUAUGCUUGACAAUCUUGCAGUUCAUCCAGAGCAGCUUCCUCCGAGGCCAUGGAUUACAUUAAAAGAACGAGACCAAAUUCUGCCAUCAGCAUCAUUCACGGUUAUGUGUUACAAUGUGUUAUGUGAUAAAUACGCUACCCGGCAGCUAUAUGGCUAUUGCCCAUCCUGGGCAUUAAACUGGGAAUACAGGAAAAAGGGAAUUAUGGAAGAAAUUGUUAACUGUGACGCAGAUAUCAUUAGUCUUCAGGAAGUGGAAACAGAGCAAUACUUCACUCUCUUUCUGCCAGCAUUGAAGGAGCGUGGAUAUGAUGGGUUUUUUUCUCCAAAGUCACGUGCCAAAAUCAUGUCUGAGCAGGAGAGAAAGCAUGUGGAUGGUUGUGCAAUAUUCUUCAAAACAGAAAAAUUUACAUUGGUGCAGAAGCAUACAGUGGAAUUUAACCAAGUGGCAAUGGCUAAUUCAGAUGGAUCCGAAGCUAUGCUGAACAGAGUGAUGACAAAGGAUAAUAUUGGUGUUGCUGUGGUAUUAGAGGUCCACAAAGAACUAUUUGGAGCAGGUAUGAAGCCUAUUCAUGCUGCAGACAAACAGCUGCUUAUAGUGGCAAAUGCCCACAUGCAUUGGGACCCAGAGUAUUCUGAUGUGAAACUCAUCCAGACCAUGAUGUUUGUCUCAGAGGUUAAAAACAUUCUGGAGAAAGCCUCUAGUAGGCCUGGCAGCCCAACUGCAGAUCCUAAUUCCAUCCCGCUGGUGCUAUGUGCAGAUCUUAACUCAUUGCCAGAUUCAGGUGUUGUGGAAUAUUUAAGUAAUGGAGGAGUAGCUGACAACCAUAAAGACUUCAAGGAACUAAGGUACAAUGAGUGUCUUAUGAACUUCAGCUGCAAUGGAAAGAAUGGAAGCUCAGAAGGGAGAAUCACACAUGGCUUCCAACUGAAGAGCGCCUAUGAAAAUAACUUGAUGCCUUAUACCAAUUACACCUUUGAUUUCAAAGGCGUGAUUGACUACAUUUUCUAUUCCAAGACUCAUAUGAACGUGCUUGGUGUCCUGGGGCCUUUAGAUCCUCAAUGGCUGGUUGAGAACAACAUCACUGGGUGUCCACACCCACACAUCCCUUCAGACCACUUCUCACUGUUAACACAACUUGAACUCCACCCUCCACUCCUGCCUCUUGUCAAUGGUGUUCACUUGCCUAAUCGGAGGUAGUGGAGUACUGCCCCGCGAAGACGGGGACCUGUUGCUAUGGACCUGUACAGUUGUAAAUCAAAGUAUGUAGGAGUGAAGUAUGGCCGCUUCUUCAGGUUCCUUUCAUUAUGUGUUUGCUAUAAGAUUUUGUACAUUUUUGUGCAUAUUGGUAUCAUUUGGCACUAGGGCUGGAACCAAAGUAUUACUCUCUUUCCAAAUUUUAAAUUUAUAAUAUGUUUUUAAAUUGGACCUUCUUCAUAUUGUAUUAGGAGUCAGCAUUCAUAACUGAUAAAUCACCAAUUCCAGGCCCAACAACAGUGUUUUUGUUUUUCCAAAAACAAAUGUUUUCAUUUCAAUUGUUUCAAAUGACCCAACCAUUUUUGUAAAAGGCAAUUUUUAAAAAGUAUGUAAGAUUUUAAACUUGAUGGUAUGCCUUACAGGGAAAACUUUCUUGAAUUUCUGUUUUCCAUUAUAACAACUGAUCUUUGGCUCCCAAAGCUAUUUGCACAUUAACAAAGCACUUAAAUUUACUCGAUCUGUACACAAACUAUUAUAUAGCCUCUAGCCAUAAUAAGAGAAAUUGAAAAAUUAAAGAUGGUUGCACAAUAUGCUUUCAGAAUCAGUUAAUAGCACAUGAUACUUUGUUGGGCAAGCACUUGUUGGUUUUUUGUUUAUUUUGUUUUUUAAGGAAUCACUCUGAAUUUUGUUCUCCUGUAUGUUUUAGCCUUAUUGAAAAUAUUAAUUCUAAGCCUGUCUCUCCAGUUGAUUAAUAGGGAAACAGCAGGUAAUUUUUACUGCCACACAUCUUGCAAAUAGAAUUUGGUAUAUUUAGGAGACCCACAAAUUAGAGUCCAGUAUUUUUCAUUAUUCCCAACUACCUUUUUCUGCCUGGUUGUGCUGGAGAAAUAUACUGUAUGAUCUGUGUCAUUUUUGCUGUUACAGUCAAAUGUUAAAGAAACAACAACAACUACACAAUGAAGAGUCCCUGAUCAAAGUUUUAGAAGGGAAAGCUAUUCAGAUAUUCCAUGUGUUUCCCAAAGUAGGUCAAGUGGCUGUUGGUUUUGGCUUUUUGAGGUGACAAUAGAAAGGAUUUGGGGGGAGAGAGGACAGGGAAUAGUUGAAAACCUUGGAUCAUUUUUCCUGACUCUAGUUGCCAAAUGGCCAUUAUAUGCUUUAAAUCUUUGUUUUCAUUGUCUGUCAGGGUUGAAUUAAGAAGCUACUGGUUUAUUCCCAACUGUUGAUGCUGUUUAGAUAUGUUGGAAUCUUUUUUUUUUUCUUUUUUUUGCCCCAGGGGCCAGUUAAAAAUCUGUGACUCGAGGCAGUGAUGAUAAUACAGUUUUGUGGGGGAAAAAUUGGUUGGCUACUUGAUGUUAAUUAUGGCACAAGUAACAGGAAAAGGUUGUGUCUGUGUUUUUAAGUUUUUCUUUAUUCUGCUUUUUUGCUGCUAUAAGAGUUUUCUGAAAUUUAUAUUUUAACUUUUCAUGCACUUUACUGUUUCUAGUCUCAAAAUGUGAUAUUUUUAAUAAACAAGAAAUUUUCCAUUAUGUGAAUGAAAUUUUAAAAGAAAAUAGCCUAUAUUUGUGUCUCACUAAUAUAUAAAGUACAAGUCAAAUUUAAAUUAUUUAAUUAGUUUUAAAUAUAUACAAUUUGUCUCCUCUUUCAAACCUGACAUCUUAGGCUGUUUUGGUAGUCUUAAAUGAUGCUUUUCCUUUGGUCAUUUUAUACUAAUUUCUCCCAUAGUAAAUUAAUCAGGCUAUAUAAUAUAUUUCCCUAAAGGGUAAUUUUACUGGGAUGAGGGUGGUGGGAUGAUGUAAUAUCAUAUAUGGGAUCGCAUCAGAAGGUUUCUGUAAAGCCUAAACUCCCUUUUAAAAGUGCCUAGUGAUGAGGCAUUGUUUGUCAUCUAUUAUAAUUGGAAUGUCAUUGUAGUUGAGUGAAGUUUGAUGUAAAUAAAAUAUUCUUUUAAAAAUGUUAAAGUACCAGAAUAAGCAAACACACAAAGAGACAACCCUUAAGAUGACAGAUUUUCCUCAAUGUGCAGGUAUCCCUUCUUAUAUACCUCAACCAUUCAACACCUAGCCAUGCAAAUUGAUUACCUGAAGCAUAGUACUGGAAAGUAGAAUAGCAUGAAAAACUUAAUUUUGUGGACAUUACCUUUUUUUGUAAUCAGCUACUGUAUGUUUUAUUUUAAAUCUUUUGUUUUCGGUGGGUUUUCUGCUCUGGAGGUAUAUGCACUAACAAAACAUUUUCCUCCUUUCAUAUAUGCAUGUUAAUUAGUAACGUGAGCAAUAUUUCCUACCAUACUUCACUCCCAAUAUUUUUUGAGAUGUUUGUAUAAAAUGGAAUUUAAAGUUCACUUAUGAUUGUAUAUGAACCACAGAGGAGCCCAUUUAUUAAUAAAAACUUUUUUAAUAGUUAAAUGUAGAGGGAAAAAUAAAAAAAAAUUGGGAAACAUUGUAAACAGCUUAAGUUUAUUUUGUGUAUGAUCGAGGCACUCUGUUGCAGGAAGGUGUGUAAUUGGGUUCUCUCUGCUUCCAAAUGCACUCUUUCAGACCAUUCAUUAUCCUGUGUAUUUUUAAUGUGGUUUUAGUAAAUGUUGGCAGUAGCUCUGUUGAAGUAGGUAAUUGUGUUAUGUUUUGGGUGGCACACAUACUUGGGGCAUGGUGACCCAAAUUUCAUGUGCACGGUUUCCCUUUAGCCCACUGCCCAAAUUUCACACACCCUUCACCCUUUGUUCCCUUUGUAAAAGGAGUGGUAUCUGUUUUGAGCUGACAAUUCAGAUGAUCAGAAAUGCUGCUCUCCUCAGUAUUGUCUUGUUAAAAACCAUGCCAUUUGGAACUUCGGCAGUCAGAAGCCAAAAGGAAGAGGUGAAUGACAUAUGGUAUAUAUUCAACGAGAAUAAAAUAUUUAUGCUCAUAUACUUUCUAGUUCUCAGAAUAAGUUAAUAAGCUUUAUGCCAUGGGGCUGCUGCAUAUUUUAUCUGAAGAUAAAAUUUGGGCAUUUUUAGAUUGUGGUUUAAUGUGUUUUGUUAACUGUUAAAUAUGAUUUCUGAUAUUUAUCUAAGAACUGGAGUGUUCUUUAAAUUUACUAAAACAGUGUUGUUUGAGGAAGGAAAAACUGCACUGUUUGCCAUUACAACAGUCAUGCAAGUGCAUGUCGUCACCUACUCUCUCAGGCAUCAGUUUCCACCUCAUAGCUUUACACCUUGUGAUGGGGAAUAUUGCAGCAUCCUCAGGACUGACAUCUGGGAAAGGCUCAGAUCCACUUACUGCUCCUUGCUUGUUGACUUUGUUUUAAAAUAUUGUGCCUGGUGUCAACUUUUAAGCAACAGCACUGCCUAAAAGCAAGCAGAGAACAGAAUCCCAGCACCAUUCUGUAGGCAACUUUUUAGAAUUCAGAUAUAGUAAAUCUGUUCAAGAUUUAUGAUGUUUUAUGUAAAAAAAAAUUUUUGUACAACGUAGCUAAAUAUUUUUGUUUCAUUUCUUUGAUGUAAGGCGUGUGAACGAUUGUUUGAAUAUCACAUGUUAAAGUCAGGUAUGGCACAAUGGGUUCUGAGACCAGCUUUCCCCUCCCAUUUGCCUUGUUCCAAGUUCUUUGUUUUCAAAUUACUUUUCUGAUAUUCAUAGGCAAAUAUUUAAUUUUACUAAUAAGCAUCCUGUGUGAAUGUAUUGAAGGAACCAUUGUGUUUUAGUGUUGUAGUUUGCAGAAAUAUAAAGCUUCAUUUCUAAUUUGUCCCUUUU
Phyllostomus hastatus (greater spear-nosed bat) is the source of this 5873-nucleotide messenger RNA. It is a transcript of the gene CNOT6L, whose product is annotated as CCR4-NOT transcription complex subunit 6 like. The transcript is spliced from 12 exons. Gene Ontology annotation, cellular component: cytoplasm; CCR4-NOT complex; nucleus. The coding region runs from base 505 to 2157 and encodes 550 amino acids. Gene Ontology annotation, molecular function: poly(A)-specific ribonuclease activity; protein binding. Gene Ontology annotation, biological process: nuclear-transcribed mRNA poly(A) tail shortening. The record is from RefSeq and is a predicted model, not a curated record. Lineage: Eukaryota; Metazoa; Chordata; Mammalia; Chiroptera; Phyllostomidae.